UGACUGGACUGGUAUGCGACCAUGCGUUAUGCAAAGGUAGCAAGUCAGCGGGUGACCCGAUAUUCUCUUUGAGGGGUGGGAAUAGUGAGCAAGGUUUUGGGGAAAUUUUUUUGUAGUGGAAGAAAACGGAUAAUCAGAAGGUAUUGCUCAAUCGCGGUUGCUUAACGGUUAGUUAGUUCUAAAAACUGAACCCUAGAUGAGAUGACAGAAUCACCGAUCAAAUCAUCCCCCAUUGACAUUCCUGAAAUCCCAGUUGAGAUCGUGAGCGAAGAAGAAAUGGCUCUCAUCGAAGCUGCCUUGGCUGCUACUCGUUCUUCUCUCUCCUCCUCAGUUGCCCCGUCCUGCCCUUCUCGACUUUCUCUCUUAUCUACAAUUUCCUCCAGUCAAUUCCAAAGUAAUGCAAAAUCAACUGAAACCAUCACGUUUCAUUCCAAAAGGCCAUUAUCAGGGUGUUCAGAGACCCAAACUAUUAACGACGUCGAAGAUUUGGGAAAUUUAGGGCGUGCCCAGAAGAAAGUCAAGGUACCCAAAUCGUUGUUAUAUCGAUUUCGGAGGAAAAAGGGACUGGCGGUUACCGAUAUAACUUCCACGGAGUGGUGUGAAAAACAAAUGGAAUUUUCUCUCCUCCGUGGCAAGCCCAAAAAAACUAAAGCUAUGGAAGCAGGCACUGCUCGACACGAGAAACUAGAAGAAGAGGUUAUUAAAAAAGUAAAAAUUCAUGUGAAGUCUGUUGAAGAUAUUUGGGCUUUGAAGCUCAUGAACUUUAUUGUUGGGGCAAAUCAAUUAUUUUUUGAAGGAAUGACCCGUGAGCUGCCGCUGAUAGGUUUUCUAGAAGGUGUGUGGACAGUCGGGGUAAUUGAUGAAAUCCGAAUGCCUUCAACCGGGAAUAUUAGAAAUCCUUUAUUAGUGGACACUAAAACUCGUUCUCAAGCUACACUUCCAUCAGAAGCACAGAAGAGGAAUGGAAGGCUUCAGUUAAUGUGCUAUAAGUAUUUAUGGGACAAUGUAGUGAGCGAUAAUUUUCCCUCCGACCAUUUCUUUGAUUUCUUUCGGUUGAAUCCUGAAAUUACCUUAUCCAAAGAAAUUAAAGAGCAGACUGCUAGCUCGGGUUUCCCUGCACAGACCCUCGAAGAAAUAAUGGUGUACUUCAGGAAUACAUGCUGUUCACUUCCUCCAGCUAAUGACCAGCUUCUGUUGAGAUAUGAAUUCCAAGGAGACAAUUCAUUGAUUGGUGAAGAUGAAUUCAUGUACAAUCCCGAGUGGGUGAAGAGUCAGAUUCAGUGCUGUCUUGAGUUCUGGUCAGGAGAGAGAGAAGCCAGGUAUGUUCUGGUUGAGGAGCGUUGGAAGUGUCGGUUUUGUAAAUUUUCUUCCAUGUGUCCUGCAAAAAGCACCUCUGAUACUGUAGUGAACUAGAAAGCAAGCGGCGGCAUUCUCUUCUCGUCUUGGUUCAAUAAGCUUCCAUGGUCUUAGCUCUACUCAUCACCAGGCAAAUAAAACUGCUGUGUGCUGGUAGGAGGCAUGGCCAAUUGCUUUUUCAUUGAGGGUUGGUGAAGCAGAUGGUGAUGGAUGGGGGCCUCCUGGAAGGACGAAGCUUUCUGUAAGAAUAAAUGAUAUUGUUGUAUGAAGAAUUUGAAAGCUCUUUUUAAUCAUGUAUGUAUAAUCCUGUUCUGUUCA
Molecule: messenger RNA, 1674 nt
Organism: Nelumbo nucifera (sacred lotus)
Lineage: Eukaryota; Viridiplantae; Streptophyta; Magnoliopsida; Proteales; Nelumbonaceae
Product: exonuclease V-like protein
Biological process (GO): interstrand cross-link repair
Cellular component (GO): nucleus
Molecular function (GO): single-stranded DNA 5'-3' DNA exonuclease activity
Source: RefSeq, a predicted model, not a curated record